AUGACAAUAUCGUGGGAUUCCAUCCGCUCCCUGGUCAUAUUCUUCGGCCCCAUCCUCGUCCCCAAAGCGAUAGCCUACUACCGUACCGUCCGCAACGCCCCGCGCCGACAAGGUCUGACUGUGCAGCCCGUCCCCCCGCGCGUGCGCCUCUCGUUGGCGGUCCUGCUGGCCCUGUGCCUGGGCUAUGUGGUGCUCUCGUUCCCGGCCAUGGGGCCGGAGAACCUCUUUCGGCAGACGGACAGCCGCCUCCAGAUACCGGUGGACGUUCUGUUCAACCGCGUGGCCGCCACGCUCCGGUCAUCCAACGGCAACGCGCUCACGGCCCGGGACCACGCUCUGCGUGCCAAGUUCGUCAACCUCGAGAGUCGCCUGCUGUACCUCCGCUUCGGCCCGGACGUCCUGGCCGACUGCCCGUUCUGCACCGUCGAUGAGCCCAAGACGUACAUGUACUACGCGCUCCCGGACCUGACGUGGCCGCACGUGGCGAACCUGGCGGUCCUCGCCGCCGCCACCAGCCCGGGCUGGACCUCUGGCAAGCGCGGCGGCGGCGGCGGGUGGCGCACCCCCGCUACCGUGGCCGCCCUGCUUCUCGCCAGCCUGGACGUCUACCUCGUCGGAACGUACAACCACGGCGUCAACGCGCGGGCCCCCCGCCUGGCCGACGUGGACAUGUUCUUCUGGUCCGCCCGUGUGUAUCGCCUGCUCGCGCUGGCCGGGCUGGACGCCGCCGUCGCCGGCCUGCUGUUCCUCUCAUCCACGAACCGCGCCUUCGCCCCCGAGCCCCAGCCGCUGGACCGCAUCGACCCCGUAUACCGCCGCCUGCUGGCCGUCAGGGCCAAGAUGAACGCCCUGGGCAUCGUCAGGAAUACGGCCGUGCGGGACCAGGACCUGCGCUCCCGCACCCACGCCUACUGGGCUCACGAGGUCGACCUGAUGGCCGACAUCAUGCAGGAUGCCGACGUCGUCCGCGGCGUCAACGAUGCCCUGACAAACAGGAUCAACAUCGACGACAUCACCCGUGACGCUGAUGUGUAUUCGCGGAAUGUGCUGCGGCCAUUGGAUGAUGACAACGAGGAUUAG
Messenger RNA from Geosmithia morbida, 1080 nucleotides. RefSeq lists its product as hypothetical. Bases 1 to 1080 code for a protein of 359 amino acids. Lineage: Eukaryota; Fungi; Ascomycota; Sordariomycetes; Hypocreales; Bionectriaceae. The transcript is spliced from 2 exons. The record is from RefSeq and is a predicted model, not a curated record.